Drosophila takahashii is the source of this 1884-nucleotide messenger RNA. Its product is annotated as phenoloxidase-activating factor 2. The record is from RefSeq and is a predicted model, not a curated record. Gene Ontology annotation, molecular function: serine-type endopeptidase activity. NCBI's taxonomy places the organism in Eukaryota, Metazoa, Arthropoda, Insecta, Diptera, Drosophilidae. Gene Ontology annotation, biological process: proteolysis.
GACUUCAGUUCGUUUACUACCUUCGCCCUAGAAUGGCUCGUCUGACCGGGAUAGGAAUAAUUUCAAUCGUGUGCCUGUUCCUGGCAUCUUGGCAAGUCCAAGUCCUGGGCCAGUACCAGAACCAGAAACAAAGGCAGACUUGCGGUGAUUCGUCGAUACACUUUUGUGUGGCUCGUGAUAGUUGCUCGCUUAAACUGGGCUAUCGAUCUCUAACGAACGGCAACCUAGGAUGUACUUCCACGGCGGUCUGCUGUCCCCAGGCCUUUAUACAUGAGCCAGUCGUCAUCAUAGAUCCAGUGACUGACAACAGCUGCGGACGCAUUAACGGGAAAGGAUUGAGCUUCGGAAUAGGUGACUUAAAAUACCUCGCCCAGGAGAAUGAAAUUCCAUGGAUGGUGGCUGUGCUCGAUGUGUCAACAAAAAUCUACGUGGCCGGCGGCUCCUUGAUCGCUCCCCAUAUAGUGAUCACAGCGCGAGUGAAAAUCGAUAACAUGAACGCCAACCAGCUUCUUGUUCGAGCUGGCGAAUGGGACUUUAAGACCGAGACCGAGAAGUAUCCUUAUGUGGACGUUGAGGUCCAGCAGGUCGUGCGUCAUCCUGGUUUCGUUGAGGCAACCGGAGCCAACAAUGCCGCCCUUCUGUUCCUCAAACGAUCGCUACCAGAGACCCCCCACAUUAAUACCAUUUGCAUGCCGACUCAACAGAAGAAUUUCGACUACAGCCGCUGCAUCUUCACGGGCUGGGGUAAGAAGUCCUUCGAAGACUAUUCGUAUAUGAACAUCAUGAAGAGGAUUGAGCUACCUGUGGUCCAGACCAGAACGUGUGAGCAAGCCAUAAGCAGCGUUUUAAAAAGACGAUUCCAUCUCGAUAACAGUCUGAUGUGCGCCGGCGGUAAUACCGACGAGGAUGCCUGCACAGGCGAUGGUGGCUCUCCGCUGGCCUGUCCGAUCCCGAACGAACCUAAUCGCUAUGAACUGGCGGGUAUUGUCAACUUCGGCGUAGGUUGCGGAAUGAGGGGCGUCCCGGGCGUUUAUGUUAAUGUGGCCAACAUUCGGGAAUGGAUUAUUGCGGAGACCGAUAAGGGUCCCCUUCCCGACGAUCGUCAAAAUGUAGGUCCUGUGACAAGCCCACAAGCCGCAAGCUUUAUCGUUAAAAACGAUAACCAGUAUAACAUAGUUAAUUAUGAAGAAGUGAAAGAUAACUAUCCCUCAAUCGCAACUAAUGGGUUCAUCAUUCAGGAGGCAAAUCCAAAUCUGGCUUCUGGCGAUGGAAACAAUGAUCAACGAAUAAUUUAUUAUCAAACCGAACAUCAAACAAUUGGAUCUCAACAGUCCGUUGGGCAAAAUAGCUUAGGAAACUAUUAUCCAAACCAACAGCAGGGAAUUGGAUCUCAACAGCACGUUGGCAAUAUUUGGCCAAAUGGCUUGGGAAACUAUUAUCCAAACCAACAGCAGGGAAUUGGAUCUCGACAGCCCAAUGGGAAUAAUUGGCAAAAUAACUUUGGAAACUCCAAUCCAAACGAUCAGCAAGGAAUUGGAUCUUCACAGGUCCUUGAAAUUAAACUAACCGAGCAAGGUUCCAACCAGGGCGAAUCUAACUCAGAACUAUUUUCUACUACAAUGGGCUAUGAAUACAAUUAAAAUUUUUAAAAAUAUUCAAUAAAAACUGUUUAAGAAGUAUACUUUUCAAUUAUUGUAUUCUCAAGUGGAAUAACUAUUAUACGUAAAUCAAAUAAUUCAAAAAAAGUUUUAAAUAAAUAAUCUCACUGAAAUUCGCAGUUUUCUCUUUAGUAUACUUUUCAAUUAUUGUAUUCUCAAGUGGAAUAACUCUUAUACGUAAAUCAAAUAAUUCAAAAAAAGUAUUUAAUAAAUAAUCUCACUGAAA